GACCUUGUUCAGAUAAAUAUCCCACAGAGUCAAAUUGCUCUUCAUUCUCCAAGAAGACGAGACCACAACCAGUAGCCAAAGCAAAAUGGCUCCUCAUCUUGCAACAGCAGGAGGACUUCUGUUGCUUUUCUCCUUCUCAUCAGCACAAAUCCAAGUAGAAAACCUCACAUCAUGCACCCCAAAUGAUGGCUUUGGAAAGUACUGUCCAACUGCAUGUGGAGUGGCUGAUUAUCUGCUGAGUGAACUUAAGGAUCUAAUUUCAUCCGACGAGAAAAGACUGGCAGACCUGAAACAACUCUCUAAUCAGCUGAAGCAGAAAUGCAGUAAUCCUUGCGAAAAUACAGUUCAGAUCCAACCCAUCACAGGAGCAGACUGCCAGGAUAUUGCGAACAAAGGUGUUAACACCAGUGGUAUUUACUAUGUGAAGCCAGCAAAAGCCACUGAGCAGUUCCUGGUCUAUUGUGAGAUUGACAACUUUGGACGUGGCUUCACAGUAAUACAGAGGAGACGUGAUGGCAGUGUGGACUUCAACAAGAACUGGAUCCAGUACAAGGAGGGCUUUGGUUAUCUUGCCCCAAACAACAGAACUGAGUUCUGGCUCGGCAACGAGAAGAUCCAUCAGCUGACUGCCAGUUCGAUCAUCCCAACUGUGCUGAGGAUAGAGCUUGUUGACUGGGAGGGCAACAAAAGGUAUGCAGAUUACAACAUGUUCAGACUGGGACCAGAGGUCGACAUGUACCGUCUGACCUAUGGUUACUACUUUGGCGGUGAUGCAGGAGAUGCUUUUGAUGGCUUUGACUUUGGAGAUGACCCCAGUGACAAGUUCUACACAUCACACAAUGGCAUGCAGUUCAGUACCCCUGACAAGGACAAUGACAAGUAUGACGGCAACUGUGCUCAGCAGGACGGCUGCGGCUGGUGGAUGAACAGAUGUCAUGCUGCAAAUCUGAAUGGCAAAUACUACCAGGGUGGCAGGUACACAGAAAAGGAUGCAGGUGAAUACGGCUACGACAACGGCAUCAUUUGGGUCACAUGGCACAACCGCUGGUACUCCCUCAAAGAGACCACUAUGAAGCUCAUUCCGCUCAGCCGCAUCACAGCAAAGCAGUGAAACUGUUUGCACAUGGAGUAGACACGCGUUUGUGGUCUUUACUUAUUGUGUUCAGUACAAUAACCCUGAAAACACUUAAGAUUAAAUUAAAUGUCUCCAUGGAUAAUUUCUGACUUCAUGGUGCCAACAUGACCAAGAAAGAGAAUUCCAAGUGAAAUAAAAGAUAACAUUGUUCAUCUUUA
Molecule: messenger RNA, 1293 nt
Organism: Lates calcarifer (barramundi perch)
Lineage: Eukaryota; Metazoa; Chordata; Actinopteri; Centropomidae
Product: fibrinogen gamma chain
Exons: 8
Coding region: 86-1111 (341 amino acids)
Biological process (GO): blood coagulation
Source: RefSeq, a predicted model, not a curated record